Messenger RNA from Miscanthus lutarioriparius, 639 nucleotides. The record is from the annotation of a GenBank genome assembly. Lineage: Eukaryota; Viridiplantae; Streptophyta; Magnoliopsida; Poales; Poaceae.
AUGCUGCUGCUUAACCCGGCGUGCGAGUCGGCGGCGCUGGACAGCAUCCGGCAUCACCUCCUGGACGAGCCCGCGGCGUCGUCGGCGGUGGCGACCAUGAGCGCGAGCGCGAGCGCGGCUCCGCGGCCGGUGUACUGCCGCAGCACGAGCUUCGGCAGCCUGGUGGCGGACCAGUGGAGCGAGUCGCUCCCGUUCCGGCCCGACGACGCCGACGACAUGGUGGUCUUCGGCGCGCUCCGCGACGCCUUCUCCCGGGGCUGGCUCCCCGACGGCUCCUUCGCCGCCGUCAAGCCCGAGCCCCUGGCGGCGUCCCCGGGCCGGGACGACUCCCCCUACGAGCACGGAUCCUAUUCCUCCUACCUUGGUGGCGCGGCUGGCGGCCUUCUUCUCGCGGAGGAGGAGCCUGAGACGCCGACCGAGGCGGCGGCGAUGACGCCCGGCGGGAGCGAGGAGGAGGCCGCGGCCUGCCGCCGCGGCGGUGGCCAGCAGGGGGAAGCACUACCGCGGGCUCAGUGCAAGAAGUCAAGAACAGAGCAACAAGAUGCCCCAAGAAAUGCGUGUUAUGAGAUCGACGAAAUCGUCAUCAGGAUGUUCCUGGUUUGCAUCAUCGCAUGGAAUUGGUUCCUCCACGGUCGCUAG